Molecule: messenger RNA, 1951 nt
Organism: Gasterosteus aculeatus aculeatus (three-spined stickleback)
Lineage: Eukaryota; Metazoa; Chordata; Actinopteri; Perciformes; Gasterosteidae
Product: basic helix-loop-helix transcription factor scleraxis
Biological process (GO): developmental process; regulation of transcription by RNA polymerase II
Molecular function (GO): DNA-binding transcription factor activity, RNA polymerase II-specific; RNA polymerase II transcription regulatory region sequence-specific DNA binding; protein dimerization activity
Source: RefSeq, a predicted model, not a curated record
AGGGAGGAGCGGAGAGGAGACCCGCGGCCCUCCCACCGGCUAUAAGACCAGAGGCAGACGGAAACAUUCAGACAGCAGGCACACGUGGAGCAAAGAGCCCGAGAGAGCGAGAGAAGGACGGGAAGAGAGACACAGAGACACAGAGAGGGAGAGAGACAGUAAAGCUGCUGCCACGGCCUGCGGGUAGUUUUUGCUAUUGGAAUUGAAACGGACAAACACAGAAACGAAAAAACAAGAAAAAGGUCUAGAGGAGAAAAAUAGGAGAACGUCAACUUUCCUUCUUCUAAAGGAUUAAACAGAGAGAAGAACUUGAACCUUUUGGGAUGUGAAGUGUUUUUUUGUAUGAACCAAGAGAGAAAAAGCACAGCUGCUGAGGUCAGGGUGCUUGUGACCACAGACUUAGGAUCAACUGGUUGAUGUUUUUUAAACCCAGCCUAACUCUGCAUCAUAAGGGCCACGUCUGACUCACCUGGCUUCACUAAAAGAGACGUUGGGGUAAAGUGAAUGUUGCACGGUGUCGCCCCCCUUUAAUCAGCAAUAACAACAGAGAGUUUUGCCAAGCGCUCUCCGGUUAAACGUCGACAAGUGGAAGUGUCUCUUGCGGAUUGACCAGCAGCCGACAGAGCGCCGACGCGUCGAAGAUGACGUUCGCCAUGCUGCGCACGGCGCCUCCCGCGGGCCGCUUCUUGUACGGCGACAUCGCCCUCCUCUCCGAAGACGACGAGGAGAACGGGAGCGAGGGUUCAGGCUCCGAGGACCGCAACUCCUCCAACUUCCGCCUGUCCUCGUCGCCAACGGCCUUUCACAUCAAGGUGAACAGGAAGAGGAAGCUGUGCGGGGCGGGAGGGGUGGACGUGGAGGCCAUGAUGGGGAGGCUCAUCCCGCAGGGGUCCCCCCCCCACGGGGAGGUCCGCCAGAGGACCGCGGCCAACGCGCGGGAGAGAGAUCGCACCAAUUCUGUCAACACGGCGUUCACGGCGCUGCGCACGCUCAUCCCCACCGAGCCUGCAGACAGGAAGCUGUCGAAGAUCGAGACGCUACGUCUGGCGAGCAGCUACAUCAGUCACCUGGGGAACGUCUUGCUCCUGGGCGAGGGCCUUCACGACGGACAGCCGUGCCACGCUCCCUCACCGCCGUUCUUCCAUGUUAACUCCUCCCCCAGCCGUGGAUCCGACCAAUCAGCUCAGCCGAAGCACAUCUGUACUUUCUGCCUCAGCAACCAGAGGAAAAUGAACAAAGAUCGAGACAGGAAGACGGCCAUCAGAAGUUAACAACGAGGGAACAAACCACAAUGAUGAAAUGCAACAAGUCUCUGCAACUUGAAGACUUAUCAGACUUGUGAUGCAUUUCAAAGACUUUUGAAGGACUUCUUUAGCACUUCGAGGACUUUUUAAGGGAACUUAACCCAGCAUCUGUUUUUUGUUUGUCUUACUUUUUAUAUUGCUUUAUAGGAACUUUUUACAUUACAGUGUUUUCAAAUUUUCAUAUUUUGAAACACUUCUGAAAAUUCUAAAAGUUUUUAAAAAAAAGGUCUAUCGAGACCGUGACAAACCUUUCACGACAUUUAUAAGACACUUUUGACGGUAUUGUUCAAAGACUUUUUGUUCAGUCUGAAGAACUUAUGGCACAUGAUGGAAACACACAGCGACACACUUUUAAUGAAUACAAGUUUGUCUUUCAUAGGAUCUGUAUGUCAUUAAUGUGUAAGAUGAAAUAUAAAUGUAUAUUUAUGUGACAUAACAUUAUAUAAUGAAACUAUGUUAUUUAACCGGCAUUGACAUCCAUGAAUACAAAUGUAUAAAGGUGCAAAAAAUGUAACACAAUUUAAGGCAUCCCUAAGAAAUAAGCUGGAACUUAAAUGGUAUUUGUUGUUUCUCAAGAUUAUCUCUGAAAAUGUCCUAAUGCUGGAAAAUAACACAAGAUGACCAAUAAAUUGUUUGUAUAUCUGGGA